Molecule: messenger RNA, 2159 nt
Organism: Benincasa hispida (wax gourd)
Lineage: Eukaryota; Viridiplantae; Streptophyta; Magnoliopsida; Cucurbitales; Cucurbitaceae
Product: amino acid transporter AVT1C-like
Source: RefSeq, a predicted model, not a curated record
UUUAAAAUGUUUUGAAUUAUGAAGAAUGUUCUUGACAGAAACAGAAAAGACCCGUAGUCAUGUUUAUAUAAUAUAUAUAUAUAGAGAGAGGAGUUGCUAGAAGGAACUAAGAACAACAGAUCUACAGAAUUUGCAAUUAUCUCUCUCCAGGAAGAAGGAAUUGGAGGAAUUGGAGGAAUUUGGAAUUUUGAUUUGAAAAUGAAGAACUCUGUAUCGGAUCGUAGUUUUUACAUUGAAAGUUCUGAUGAUGAAGAUUUGGAGAAGGAAAUCGACAAUGACGAUGGAAGCGAUUCGGAUUCGUCUAGUUCAUCGGCGGAUAAUCGGAAUCAUAAUCAACCAAGUUCUUAUAAUACCGCCGCUUGGCCUCAAAGUUACAGGCAAUCAAUUGAUAUGCUGGGAAGUUUACAUUCACCAAGUAUUGGGCUUCUAGGAACUUCAUCAUUAGCCAGAUUUGGAAGCUCAUUUCUUUCAUCCUCAUUAACAAGAAGAUUCACUCCCGAAGUAUUCUCUUCUUCCAUUUCAAAACCUCUGCUCCCCACAGUAAUAGACGAACCCCAAAAACAUCCCUCUUAUUCUCAUCUCGGCCCUUCACUUCCUUCUAGGCGAUCUUCCUUAUCCGUUAGAAGGGAUGACAAAGACAAGCCCGUCAUUGAUUCUCAUGGCCUUCCCAUUUCUCGCCAUAGUACUUUUGGCCAAGCUGUUGUUAAUGGGAUCAAUGUGCUGUGUGGGGUGGGAAUACUUUCGACUCCAUAUGCAAUGAAGGAAGGAGGAUGGUUGGGAAUAUCCAUAUUGAUGAUAUUUGCGGUGCUUUCAUUCUACACUGGAAUACUCCUGCGUGCUUGUUUGGAUAGCAGACCUGGCCUUGAAACUUACCCUGACAUUGGCCAAGCUGCUUUCGGUGCCAUGGGCCGUGUCGCCAUCUCGAUCGUGUUGUACGUGGAAUUAUACGCUUCUUGUAUCGAGUACGUAAUCUUGGAGAGCGACAAUUUGUCUACAUUGUUUCCCCGUGCGCACAUAAGUUUUGGCGGAUUGGAAAUAAAUGCACACCUUUUAUUCGCUAUUGCAACUGCCCUUGCUGUUCUUCCGACUGUUUAUCUUCGGGAUCUCAGUAUUCUAAGUUAUAUCUCUGCUGGUGGAGUUGUUGCAUCAAUCGUGGUGGUUUUAUGCUUGUUCUGGGUUGGUUUCGUAGACGAUGUUGGUUUCCACGGCAAGGUGACUCCACUGAACCUCUCAAGUCUACCAGUUGCUCUGGGUCUGUACGGUUUCUGCUACUCAGGACAUGCUGUAUUUCCCAACAUCUAUAGCUCAAUGGGUAAACAAAGCCAAUUCCCAGCAGUUCUUUUGACAUGUUUUGGCAUUUGUACUUUGAUGUAUGCUGGAGUCGCUAUUAUGGGAUACUUAAUGUUUGGAGAGUCUACAUUAUCCCAGUACACUCUUAACCUCCCCCAGGAUUUGGUUGCUUCAAAGAUUGCUGUGUGGACUACGGUAGUAAACCCGUUUACCAAGUAUGCAUUAACUAUAUCUCCAGUUGCAAUGAGUCUGGAGGAGUUCAUACCACCAAACCAUCCCAAGUCUCAUAUGUAUUCCAUCCUAAUUAGAACUGGUCUUGUAAUUUCUACCUUACUGGUUGGCCUUUCUGUCCCCUUUUUUGGUCUUAUGAUGUCAUUGAUUGGAUCAUUGCUAACAAUGCUUGUGACUUUAAUACUCCCUUGUGUAUGUUACCUGAGCAUUUUGAGGGGAAAAGUAACAUUUUUGCAGAGAACACUUUGUUGCAUAGUUAUAGCAGUAGGAGUUAUUGCAUCAGCAUUUGGAUCAUAUUCAGCUCUUAAGAAAAUCAUUGAGAAAUUGAGCGGCUGAAGAUUUUGUCUUCCCAAACACCAAGAGUCACUGGUUCUGCAGCAUAGAUUCUGGUAGAUUUUGUGUACCUUUUUUCAUAUUGUAUAUUGAAUUAUAGAGGAAAUCUAGAAUAUCAUGUUUCCCCUUGAAACGUAGGUGAGUUAAUUUGUUCAUUGAUACCUGUGUUGUUAUCCCCCUUGUGUUGUCAAUACCUUGGUUUAUUUUCAUCUUCAUUAGAAAUUUAGACAUUAAUGAAAACCAUUUUGUUACAUUAACGGAAUCUUAUUACUAGAGAUGGUGAAUACAACCAUUGGUUCUUCUGA